This is a messenger RNA of Chilo suppressalis (striped riceborer), 3999 nucleotides long. Lineage: Eukaryota; Metazoa; Arthropoda; Insecta; Lepidoptera; Crambidae. The record is from the annotation of a GenBank genome assembly.
UCUGGCUCUGGCUCUCUGCUGACGUCUGACGUAAAGCAAAGCGAAAGCCGCUGAUGCGGUGCUUUGUUUGUGAAUUUAGUACACUUUAUCAACAUAAAUAAUGUUAUCAUUUCGCUACUAGCGUCGAGCUCAGGCGAGCGUUGUGCAUUGAGAAAAAAUUACGAAGUGUUUUUGUGACAAUAAGAUGCCUUUUGUUAACAUAAAGAAGCAAUACUUAGCAUUCGGGAUGCUGAUAUUCGUAUUGUUAUUUUUCUUCAAUAGCAAACCAGCUUUUCAAUGCCAGUUCAAUCCAGAAGUGUCUGUUUAUCUCCCAACUAUUUAUGGUAUUACUCCGACGUACUCAAGACUUGCACAAAAAGCGGAUCUUACAAGAUUAUCACAAACGCUGAUGCUUGUGAAGAACUUUCACUGGAUUGUUAUUGAGGACGCUGACACUAAGACUAAGCUAGUAGAGAACCUACUGAAGGAAUCCACAUUAAAGUAUACACAUCUGAAUAUAAAAACAGCUAAAGUCAAACAUUCAUCGGCUAGUGGUGUUGAGCAAAGGAAUUAUGCUCUGGACUGGUUGCGGCAGCAUUUAAAAGAGACUGACAACAAAAGAGGUGUAGUGUACUUCAUGGAUGAUGACAAUACAUACUCGUUGAAGGUGUUUGAUGAGAUGCGUAAAAUCAACAAAGUCGGCGUGUGGCCAGUAGGCAUCGUGGGUGGAAUGCGAGUCGAGAUGCCACUGGUGAAAGACGGCAAGGUGUCCGGCUAUAACGCGGUGUGGAAGCCAUUCAGACCAUUCCCUAUAGACAUGGCCGGGUUUGCCAUCAACGCCACUCUGUUCUUGGACAAACCAUCAGCCAAGUUCUCGAGGAAAGUGCAGUCGGGAUUUCAGGAAAGUGAAAUACUCAAAUACUUCACGACCAAAGAAGACUUGGAGCCUUUGGCAGACAAUUGUACCAAAGUCUACGUCUGGCACACUCGCACACAGAAACCUUCCAUACUCAACACUAAGAAGCUCAAACAUCCAAUCACGCCGUACGACGAAAAUAUCGAAGUCUGAACGGGUACGUAACAGCUAGUCGGUUGACAAAAAAACUUAUACAAACUAAACUUAGCGUUGAACGAAACGCAACGUGAAGUAAGACCAUUGACAAAGAGAAUAGACUGAGCAUUAUUUUAUCUGUAUGGAAAUUGAUUGAUCUGUAGAAAGAGAAAGCGAUAUCGAUAUCGACUAUUAAUGGAUAGAAAGUGUGAAAGAUACCAAGCAAUUCGGAUUUAUCUGACAGCUGGUUAAGGAAUACUCAGUCCAUUCUCUCUAUGUCUACGGUAAGACUCAAACCCCGAAAUUGUGACGUCAAAAUUUUGUCUUCUAAGGGGAUUCGGUCAUCAAAAAUUGCAUUAACAGAUUUGUUUUUAUAAAUUUUUUGCUCAAAAAGCGUUCUUGUCAUAAAUAAUUCGAAUCGCUUCCGAACGCAACCAAACUGAAGGUAUUUUAGUUUUACUUUACCUUUGUUAAUAAUUUAUUGUAUUUAAUUAUGGAUUAAUUAUUAAUGCUGUCUCUUUUUAAUACUCAAUUAGUAUAAAUGUAGGCAAUAAAUUCAAAUACACGAAAUAUACAAUAAGUGAAAAUUGGCUAUACUAUCCAAGUGACUUAAGAAUAGAAAUAGUAUGUAAAGAUAAGUGAAUAUCCUUAAACAAAAAAAACAUAUAUAUAUAUAUUAAUGUAUAUAUUAUUAAAAAUGUAUUGCGUUUUGUAUUUAGUCACGAAUAUUCCGAGAUUUUUUAAUAGCCUUUUAUGACCAUUUCAGUAUGUUACCCCAGUGUAUUAUGUUUUAAAAUAUCAAAAUACUUAAAUAUAUAUCUCGCGUAGCUAAAUAUUAUAAUAAAUAUAUCAAAUGCAAUAAUUUUAUGCUUAAUAUUGCAAUAUUUUAAAUUAUUAUGACCUAACAAUAAUAAUAAUCUAGCCAGUUACAAAAUUCAACAUCAACUUGACUAAUAUGGAUUCAUAGUACUUGACUGUUAUAUGAACGAAGUACAGUGAAGAACACGUUAGUGGUGACAAUUUGACAUUGUCAACAUCCUUAUUACAUAGCAUUAAGAGUGAUAUUCGUAAAAUAGGUGUGUUUAAUAUCAUGAACAAAACUGUACUUACACCUUAUUGCAACCAAGUCUUUCAGAAACAUUUGUUUGUUUCAAAUAAAUGCAUAGUUUAAAAGUGUGCGAUGAUCGACAAAUCGCUGAAUCUCUUUAUAAAAUAUAAUAUUUUUACUAAGAAUGCGAUCCUGGCAGCCAAGAAAUUGACACUCUUAUGGAGACAGAGUAAAAUACACUUAAGAUCUAGUAACAAAAAAAGGUCAAAAAAUAAACUCGUAUUUCUGCCUCCAUAAGGAACUGACGUUAUCUACCAGAAUCGUAUUCUUUCGUUAUCCGCACUGUAUGUGAUUGUAUGAAAUCGUAUGUAUAUGUUAAAUCUUUAAUAACCUUUUCGUUACCGGAAACAGCUAAUAAAUUCGACCAUGAUGUGCAAGUAUAUGAGUUGUACGUUAUAGAUCAAUUACAAAAGUAAUUGAACGAGUAGAGCAUUUAUGCAUAUUUAAUAGAUAGAAGCUACGUCAUGUAUACGACUGCUCUGUACUCUUGCACUUGAAAUAUAGGUCUUAUUGCUACGUAACAAAGGCGCUGUCAAAGUCAAAUUAUGUCAACUAAAGCAACCUUGACUGUUCUAUGUAGUACGAAAUUUAACAAGCGAAUUUUUUUACAGUCACUUUAAAUAAAUCAAUCACCAGUUAAUGCUUUAAACGUUUUCAAAUGUUUGUGUGGAAUGUUCGCAAUUUAUUUUGAACUUUAUUUUUAAUGAGUUUAAAGUUCAGUUGGUUGUUAAUACUUUAUAUAACCUAUAUUUAUGUAUGGGCUGGCUGUAGUUAAUGGUAAUCGACUUGAUUGAUAGUAACGCUUUUUAUUUUGAAACAAAUCAAAAGUUUAUAUUUUGAUCAAAUAAUGUCUUUAGUCACGGCAAUAAACUAUUACACUGUAGCCAUACAAUAAGAAUUCGUCACAACGAUUAGUUAUAACAAUAACUUCCAUAUGGUAACUAUACUUAUUAAAAUUAAUGAUUCGCUUAUAUGUGACAUUUAAUACUAUUACUUAAUAAUUACUAUCGAACAAUUCAGAUAUCUUACAUAAUAUAGACAUGCCUUUUAACUACUAAAAUAAUGUAUAAUUACAACCAUAUCUAUGCGCAUGGAUUUAAUAAAGACAAAUAAAUAGACAGCUAGAGAGACUUAUAAACUAAACCUUAUCGCAGUUAUGGAAUAAGGUUGCAUCUUCGAAGCACACAAAACUUAAGUAUUUUCCAGCAUGGAAAAUUGCAAUCACUUGUUAUUAUAUUCUAGAAACAACAUAUAGCCUAACGCACCUCCAUGUAGCGUCCCACUAAUUAAUAUAAUUCGUGAAAGGGACUUGUCAAAGAGUGUAGGAAAUUAGGAAUCAUUGCACCGCAAAAAUUCUCUAUUCUACUGCAUCGUAACAAAAUACACUGGUAUUUUGAUUAGUUUGGAACAAAUAUUAAUUUUAAAGUGUUUUUGAAUACCAUUUUGCAGACCAGCUUAAUGUGAAUGAUUGACAUUUAAACAGCUGCACAGGCUAUCUUACCUUAUAGGCCCCACUUACAAUUAACAUCCAGUGAAGUAAAGAUAUUUAAUAAGAGCUAUUUAUAUAAAAAACAAACAGCUCACUAUUUCCUAUAUAAAUGAGAAUACGAACAAAAUAUUCUUAGAAUUCAUGAAAUAAACUAAUCAAAUAUCCAACCAUACAUUGCCUUACAUAUUUUGUGAUGUUGCAAACGUGUUGUGUCACAAACAAAACAUUUCGUUUACAAGAAUUUUGUAAAUGAAAUUCAGUUACCAAAUAACAUAGCGACAAUUAUGGUCAUAUAUGAGUUAUCUAAAUCCUAUAUACUUGAAGUAUUCCAAUAUACGAGUAAUAACGUACUAAUGAUCAAUUUAGUUGGAU